AUGAAUGGUAGCAAACUUGAAGAAUUUGCUCAAGAGUAUUCUGUUAAUUGUACCCUUUGUGGAACAAUUAUUAUCACCGAAUUAGAUCAUGAAUAUAUACCCGAAAAGGUACAACAAGAUGAUGAAGCACGUCUUGCAGCAGUUGAAUUGUUAGAACCAAUUAAGAAUCCUCAAACAU
Molecule: messenger RNA, 178 nt
Organism: Funneliformis geosporum
Lineage: Eukaryota; Fungi; Glomeromycota; Glomeromycetes; Glomerales; Glomeraceae
Source: the annotation of a GenBank genome assembly